CUGUAGCUCUCACUUGGGAAUAAUGGCUAAAGCCGAAGUGCAACUUGAAGACAUGGAGAAAGCAUUGAUGAAACAACCAGUAGUGGGAAAGAUGAGCCUCUAUGAGCGAGUGUUUCAACCGUGUGUAGCCGAGCUGGUGGGCACCACCUUCUUUGUGUUUAUAGGAUGUGUUUCUGUCAUUGAAGAUGUGGAGACUGCGGGCAGACUUCAGCCGGCAUUGGUUCAUGGUCUUGCAGUGGCGGUACUCAUUGCAUGCAUGGCAGAGAUCAGCGGUUCGCAUUUCAAUCCGGCAUUCACAAUAGCUGUCUACCUUUGUGGUGGAAUGCAUCUGAAGAUGGUGGCACCAUACUUGAUCUCUCAGAUCACAGGAGGUUUGCUGGGUGCAACCAUGGCCAAAGGCAUGACCUCAGCUGCAAACUAUGGCAAAGCUCAAGGUGCUGCUUUUACAGUUCUCCAGUCAGAAGAUCAGAUUGUGAAGGCUUUAUUGGGUGAAACCGCUAUGACGUGUUUAAUUACCAUAGUGGUGUUACUGGGUGCCGUAAAUGGCAAGAGCAAAAAUCCCUUGGUGCCGUUUAUGGUGGGCUGCACGCUCAUUAUUAAUGUUCUAGCAGGGGGUGAUGUGUCUGGUACCUGUCUGAAUCCUGCAAGAGCUUUUGGACCUGCAGUGCUAACCAACUACUGGACUUAUCACUGGGUGUAUUGGGUCGGUCCGAUUGCCGGAGGGCUUAUUGCCGUUGCAUUAGUAAGACUUUUGCUUGGGGACAAUAACACACGUGUCCUGAUAAAGUAAUAUCCAUGCACAGAUAUUUUACAUGUUUCUCAUCCAUACUUGGUCAAUUUAGUUUUAUAGCUGCUUUUAAAAGAACUGAAGAGUUUCUAAACUGAUUAAGGGGGAAAUGGGCAUCCUGUUUUUUUAACAGGAAUAAAUGGAUGAAAUGCAAGAUUUUAUAUUAUUUAAAUGUUAGGGAUAUAGAAAUCAUUUAACUGUAAUCAUAAAAAUAGGAUUAAACAUGUAUGGAAAUGCAAUACAUUUUAAACAAAAAUUUAUUUUAAUAUUCUUUAACUCUCUUAAAAUUCUAUCAAGUUUAUAUGUGUACAUAAAUGUUAAAUUU
Molecule: messenger RNA, 1112 nt
Organism: Misgurnus anguillicaudatus (oriental weatherfish)
Lineage: Eukaryota; Metazoa; Chordata; Actinopteri; Cypriniformes; Cobitidae
Gene: aqp8b
Product: aquaporin 8b
Biological process (GO): transmembrane transport; water transport
Cellular component (GO): basolateral plasma membrane; plasma membrane
Molecular function (GO): water channel activity
Source: RefSeq, a predicted model, not a curated record